AUGGGUAGCAGCACAAACGGUAGCAGACGGAGUAUCCAAUAUAUCUCCAUCAACUCCGGCCACGUCCCACCGGGAGAGUGGUGUCAGAUUGAUGGAGCGUGGAAAGUGACAGACAGUCGGGCUGGACUUGGAUGGUACAAUUUUGACCCGGAUUCGGGCUCUGUCCUGAUGGGGUCUAGCAACCUACGGCGGGGUUUAUCUCCUCUUCAAACAGAAUUGGAGGCAUUGGUUUGGGCUAUGCAAAGUAUGCUAGUCCAUAACAAACGACGGAUGAAUUUCCAAACAGAUAGCGCUCAGUUGGUGAAGAUGGUGUCCAAACCUGCCGAGUGGCCAGCUUUUGCGAUCUUGCUUGAAGAAGUGGAGCAUUGUAGAGGGAUGUUCCAGGCGUUCUCCCUCACAUACAUUCCCAGAACGAAGAACACAAGGGCAGACAAGCUAGCACGGAGUGCUCGAGCUCAGCCCCAUGAUGUGUAUUACAUAAACUCAGUUCCCCCGAUUCCGCUUCCCGGACCGGUAUAG
Molecule: messenger RNA, 519 nt
Organism: Microthlaspi erraticum
Lineage: Eukaryota; Viridiplantae; Streptophyta; Magnoliopsida; Brassicales; Brassicaceae
Source: the annotation of a GenBank genome assembly